Messenger RNA from Chiloscyllium plagiosum (whitespotted bambooshark), 2748 nucleotides. RefSeq names its product hydroxycarboxylic acid receptor 2-like. NCBI's taxonomy places the organism in Eukaryota, Metazoa, Chordata, Chondrichthyes, Orectolobiformes, Hemiscylliidae. Gene Ontology annotation, molecular function: G protein-coupled receptor activity. Gene Ontology annotation, biological process: G protein-coupled receptor signaling pathway. Gene Ontology annotation, cellular component: plasma membrane. The record is from RefSeq and is a predicted model, not a curated record.
AUGGGCAACGGGACCGAGGCUUGCAAUUUUGUUGAAGAUGUUAAUUCCUCCUACAAUCCACCAAUACUUAUUAUAACCUUUAUCCUCGGAUUUAUUGGGAAUGUGGUUGCUUUGUGGAUCUUCAGUUUUCAUGUCAGAUGCUGGAAACCAAACACAGUUUAUUCACUGAACCUGGCGAUUGCAGACACUCUAUUAAUCUGCUGUUUACCGUUUCGAGCAGAUUACUUCAUCCGGGGGAAGAACUGGAUUUUUGGGGAUGUAGCUUGUCGUCUGAAGAUCUUCAUGAUAUUUUUAAAUCGCACGGCCAGUGUCAUUCUCCUCACUGUUAUGGCGAUCGACCGGUAUUUUAAAGUGGUCCACCCUCACCACAGGAUGAACAAGAUGCCGACAAGGUGUGCAGUGAAGGUAGCCGGCAGCUUGUGGGUUCUGGCCGUGGCAAUUUCGUUGCAUUUUUUAACUGAAUGCCACAAGUUCAGGCACAACAAUCGGACAUUCUGUGAACCCGUUCACAUCCACGAUCGCCACUCGAUUAACACCAUUUGGACCGAUAUUGUUUUCAUCGUUUUUAAGUUUGCUAUCCCGUCUUCGAUUAUCCUCUUCUCCACGUCUCGCAUCAUCCGUAAAUUAACACAGAUGAAAACUGAAAUAAGGCGCAAAUAUAAACGAGCGAUGAAGCUGGUGAUCGCUGUGGCUGCAGUGUUUGUGCUUUGUUUCUUACCCACAAACAUUGCUGUUAUUGCUGUGUUAAUCACGAAAAACAUCAGCCCAGCAAACUGCAACUUGAAUGAAACAGCCGUUCAGAUAUUUUACGACACUCUGUGCAUAACCUACCUGAACAGUGUGUUCGAUCCAGUGAUUUAUUACUUUUCGAGCUCAACCUUCAAAGAUUCUUUGAAGAAAGCUCUUGUUGCUCUUAAACUGAGAUGUACCGAAUUGGAAACAAACCCAGCAGGCCAGGCAAAAGGGAAACAAUCGGGUGAAUCUUCAAAAUUGUCCUCGGCUGACAAUAUCUGUGAUCAAUUUCAAACUGAGAUGAUAGAGAAUCUUUGAGCUGCCUGUCAGUUACAACUUGUUCUGUCUGGCUCAAACGUUGCCAUCCUCAAACAUAUUUCUUUACAAAUCAGGUAGCUUGUUUUUUUAAAAAAAAAUCCAGUGUGCACGUAACAGCCCCACAUUUGCAGACGUCUACAGAGGAAUAUGGAGAUCUCUAGAUAGAAAUGUAGCGGAAUGGGACUCCAUCGACAUGUACAUUUAAUAAGAAAUGAAAUUGGUGCUUGCUUUUUUGUUCUUUUUGAGAGCCAUCGUUGAGGGGUGAUCGUGAGAGUUACGUAUCACUAUCCGCACAGUUGGUGUGAGAUUGGGCAACGCUGUCUCUAGAACAAUUCGACCAUUUCAGUUUAACUUUCCUGCACAAUGACUUUGAUGAUUGCUACUUUCAGAUAGCCAUCUGUGGUCUGGGACUGCAAUAUCAACCAAGAAACAAUGCAGCCUUUGGCUAAGUGAAUGACUCGCUUGACAGUACAGUAGCCCUUUUUAUUCUUUGGAACUACAGAAAGUCAGCUCAGAGAUAGUGACUCCGUUUUAAUGGCUUGCUAGCUUCUCCAAGGUCCUGCGUUCCACUGUGGGCACCUUAAGGACUUUGAGAAAACUAUAUAAACAUUUGGGACUUCCGUCAGAGAAUUCUGUGCCAUAGUUUGAAUUGCUGAAACUCCCUUAUCUUUUUACCAUUAACUCUGCCCAAGUUUCUACAGGGAACUGAAUCAGAUGAGACAACAAAGCACAAUCUUUGCUCCCACAGCCGAUACCAUUAAUCUAAACAGCUCCACCAGCAGAUGAGGCCUGCUACACAAGGCGAGAAACCUGGAGGAACUAUAAACUUUUACUGCUUAGACAUGUAGGAUUACCCUCCAGCUCCUCCUGAGUCUACAGCAGUGCUUUUGGAAAAAAAAUGUUUAUUGAAUUAAAAUAUAAACCAACUGCUAAACAACCCAGAAUGCAAUGUUUCUGUCUGAUUGAAUAACAUUUGUGCAAGAGGGCCUAAAGAGGGCUUCAGGUUCCUCUUUUACAGAAAUAAGGCACUUAAGACUGAUUCACAUGAAUGUCGGGCUAAUUUGGUCUAACCACCAUUGAAUCACCCCACUGUUAACAUUCAAGGAUCAAUGUUGAUCAGAAAAGUAACUGGCCCAACAAUAGUAUAUAAUUGUUACAAGAGUAGUUCGGAAUCUGGGAAUUCUGUGAUGUGUAGCUCAAUGAUUAACCAUUCAAAGCCUUUCCACCAUCAAGAAAGGGACAAUUCAAAGAAUAUUUCCCAUUUGUCUGGGUGUGUACAGUUCCAAUGACUGGUCAAAGCAGCCCAUUAAUCAUCUCCUAUAUUGAAAACCUUAAGCACUGACACAUGGUGGUAGCAGUGUGUACAAUCUACAAGAAGCAAUGCAAAAAAUUCACCAAAAUUUCUUUCAACAGCAUCUUCCAAACCUUUGACUUCAAGCACCUACAAAAAUAAGGGCAGCAGAAAUAUGGAAAAACCACCCACUGUGACUUAUUUUCCAAGUCACACAUAUCAUGACUUCCUUCACCAUCACUGGGCAAAAAGCCUAAAAUCUCCUCUCCUCAGCACUGUAGGUGUGUGUAUAAUGCAUGGACUGCAGCAGUUCAAGACCAUCACCAUCUCAAGUGCUAUUAUAUACGGGUAAUAAAUGCUGUCUUUUUACUGUGGAGAAGGAUACUGAAGGUAGAGAAUGUGGGGAA